This is a messenger RNA of Aspergillus wentii DTO 134E9, 3192 nucleotides long. Its product is annotated as CeGAL family transcription factor. The record is from RefSeq and is a predicted model, not a curated record. Gene Ontology annotation, biological process: regulation of DNA-templated transcription; DNA-templated transcription. The transcript is spliced from 6 exons. NCBI's taxonomy places the organism in Eukaryota, Fungi, Ascomycota, Eurotiomycetes, Eurotiales, Aspergillaceae. Gene Ontology annotation, molecular function: zinc ion binding; DNA-binding transcription factor activity, RNA polymerase II-specific; DNA binding. The coding region runs from base 397 to 3060 and encodes 887 amino acids.
UCUAUUCUUCAAAACGUUUCCGGGGAUGAAUAUCCACCGCGCUUUUAAAUUCCGGCCUGACGGGAUGUCCGUUUGAGAGCUGGUUUUGUUACUUCUCGAUUCGAUUCAAACUACUGAUCGUCUUCUUGAUUCUUUUCAACAUCUCUGUACAAAUGAGACAACUCUCGAGCAUUUUGUUAUCAAUCCAGCGAACACCUGGUUAUCUUUUACAAUCACACACACUCUUCAACCACGAAAGACUUCUCUCUUUCACGGGCAGUGAUAGUGGGAAACUAUAUAUUGCUAUGUGUUAGGUAUUUCUGACAUAAUGCUAUCAGUGCCCUGACAUUGUUUCAAGUCACCUUUGAGAUAUCGUGCAGCAUUUCGCGAAAAUACAUCGUUUUUCUUAACUUCGCCAUGAGCAGCCUGCAAUUCCCAGCUUGGGCAGAACAGUCUUCUCUGUUCAAAUUACCUUGCACAGAUACGGAACCCUACAAUCAAGCGUCUAAUACGGAAACCCCAUUGCCUCAUCUGCCAGGAAAUGACACAGAACGGGCUGGCUCGAAGAAGAUGGCCAUCCCAAGGCUUGCCGAGGGACCGGAGUCUGCUUUUCCGUCUCCGGGUAGGUUUCAUCGUCGACACGUUCGCCGGGCCUGCGAAUCCUGCAGACAAAGAAAAACCAAGUGUACUGGCGAUAAGUCUGGCUGUCGCAAUUGUCGCGAAGCUGGGAUAAUAUGUUGCUACACGGAUGGUAAAAGAGAAAAAUCGAAAAGACAGCUGGCCAGCUUGUCAGCCAAAGUACAAGCAUACGAAGAUGUAAUAAAAAAAUUGAGCAGUCGGUUUGGUGUCUCAGAUGAACAAUUAAUGAGCAUGGCCUUGAUGGUGGAAGCUUCCUCUGACCUAACGUUGUUCCCUGAUGGGGGAUCUGUUACAUCUGGGGAUCUUAUAGCCCCUUGGAAUCCUGGCUCUGGGCAGCCUUCUUCUCGAUCUUCUUCUGUUGGGCCUUUCGAAGCCGUCGACCAGACGGAAGAGGAUUUCAAUAGGGACGAGACGGCGCGUGCCACGGGAUUUAUUGGCAAGAGCUCAGAGAUCGCUUGGCUACAAAAACUAAGUAGAGAAAUCAAUCAAAAGUACGAUGUUUGGCCAUCAAGUGCUUCCGAUAUAACCGAUACCGGUGGACUACCCUCCCCAACUUUGACGCCUAGAGCCGAGGGACAGACCGACCCUUGUGUCGUUUCUUCGAAUUACUAUCUCGAUGACCUGGAAAUACCUGCCCCCGAGCAACUUGAUGCCCAUGACGUCCCGUCGAGAGAUACUGCCACUAAACUCUUCAAUGCGUAUCUUACCUCGGUGCACCCCUCUUUUCCUAUUAUAGGCAUCUCGACUUUUAUUUCGCAGUUCCAGGUUUUCUUUAAUCAGCCAUCUUUAAAGCCAGGAAACAAGUGGCUCGCGAUACUGAAUUUGAUUUUUGCGGUUGGUGCGAAAUAUUCUCACCUUACUGAUGCGGAAUGGAGAGGUGAUGAAGAUGAUCAUUAUUUAUAUUUUUCUCGAGCAAGAGCUUUGAGUCUUGAUGACCAGCUUCUCCAUCACCCAGACCUGCAACAGCUCCAGGUCGAAGGACUUGCCUCUUUCUAUCUACUAGCAUUGGGCCACAUCAAUCGGUCUUGGAUACUACUUGGAGGUGCUAUCCGCGGGGCCUUAGCUCUUGGAUUGCAUCUACGUAAUGUGGGAACAUGCACUUCUGAUACCUCAAAAGAGAUAAGGUAUCGAGUUUGGUGGUCCUUAUACACCAUAGAGUACCUUCUCAGUGUGGUAACGGGAAGACCCUCCUGUAUCAUCGACAGUGCCUGCUCAACACCUCUUCCAGUUCCAUUCGACGAAAGUGACUUCCAAAAAGAAGAGGUAGCCCGCCAAAUCAGUGAUGCGGCAAGGGGGAGCUCUAGUCAGCUGGAAAGAAUCACUGUUUCCAGCACAUGCAGCCUAAACUCUUCUGCGGAAUCUGAUUCCAACGAUACAGCCACCAACCCGAAAGAUACGGAUACCAACAAGGCCGAGUAUCUGAAGGGCCUCCCGCCUUGCAUGUCGCUAUACUUUCUUCAACUGACCAAGCUCAUCUCGAUUUCUAAGCGAAUGACAAUCAAGCUUUAUAGUCCAGAGGCCGCCCACUCGCCUUGGCCCAGCACUGAGUUUACAAUUCAGAGCUUAGUUCUUGAACUUGAUUCAUGGUUCAUGAAUCUUCCCACUCCCUAUGAUUUCACAUCGACACAGACAUCACAGUGUCCCAUGAGCCAAAGGAUGAGCCUUGCAUUCCUAUUCUACAGCACCAAAAUCGGAAUUACAAGGCCGUGUCUUUGCCGGUUAGACAUGAUGCAACAAGGUGAUAGGGAAUACGAUUCUUGUAGUAAGACAGCAGCGGAGUGUGUCGAAUCAGCGUGCCACAUGUUGACACUCUUUCCCGACUCCUCUGAUGCCGCACUUCUUCACAGAAUCUCGCCAUGGUGGUGUAUACUUCAUUUCCUUAUGCAGGCAACUACGGUUCUUCUCCUCGAGCUUGCUUUCCGCACUCAACAUGUCCCUGAGAAAUCAAAUAUGGUUUCGAAGGCAGCCAAAAAAGCCCUGGAAUGGUUAUCCACCAUUUCCCAAUCGAAUAUGGCCUCAGAAAGGGCCUGGAAACUGUGUGAUGGUUUUAUGCGUCGUCUUGCAUCCCAUGUUGGGGUCGAUAUCAGUGAAUUUACAUGCAGCAGUGAGGCAACUACCGAAGCUUCACCCGAUGAUCAGUUUGAUGCUGCUACUGCUGCAAAUGCUGCAACAGCCGAUGUUUUGGCUGCCGAGCUUGAUUCAAUCAUAUGUUCGCCAAUGGAUCAAUCUAACACCCCUCUUGCCGCCCCGGUGUCAUAUACCCUUGAACCGUCCGAUGUACUAGAUAUCAUGAAGACCGAAAAACCACUCGCUGUCCGUGAAAGCUAUGAUGAUUGCCUCCCAUAUGAUCCAACUACUGGGCAGAUAACAGGGUCUUUUUUUCCCGAGGCAUCAAACCUUGACUUAGACCUGGGGUAUGUCUGGAACGAUCCGAUAUGCUGAAUUUAUUUCCAUUUACGGUAUUUCGCUGUCAAAAAAGUCGAGGACGCGAGCAUAAUCGCGUACACAAUGAGUUGUUGCCAUGGUUCUUAUUGAAAUAGACUGGUAUCCAUCAGUCUAUCUCUUGGGGCCUUC